AUGGCAUUCUUGCUUGAACUCAUACCAAUCAUCGCCGAGGCCGUGGAGGUUGCAGCCCCGGUGGUGAUAGAAGCAGCCCCAGUUGUGAUAGAAGCCGCUCCAGUCGUGAUAGAAGCCGCCCCAGUCGUGAUAGAGGCAACGCCUGAGGUCGUUGCGCCCGUUACGGAUCUUGCCACGGGAGUAUCCGACGCUACCGUUGCCGGAGCAGACACUAGCACGGUUGGCGGGGAAGCUGGUAGCGCAGUUUUCCAGACGGCUUCUAAGGUGCCUGUCUUUGACAUGACCGCCAGUGGCACAACAGCCGGUGCAAACGCAGCACAUCAGGCUAUCCUGGAUGGCGCAGUUGCGUUUUCAAAAUGGGCGGCUACGGAGACAAUCAAGCAGGCCCUCUUUUACGCUGGCAUGAAAGGAGUGGAAGCACUGUUCCAUGCAAGUUCCAGCUCGUCCAAAGAUCCCGCAGUAACUGCCAUGGGAGCCAAAAUCCAAAAGACAAACGUCGCGGUCGCUGCACUACAUGCUACGACUCACGACUGGUCUGACUGGUCGACAGCCCAUUACGACAAAAAAGGCUCAUACGGCAGUGUGGAUGUGAUGGGCCACAAAAUGACGCACUUCGAAAUCUUUCAGUACAACUGUGGUGCUUUGACGGAUAUGCUCAAUGAUACGGUGGCACCAGCUUUGAAGGCUUUCAACGACUCAAAGAGUACAGCGGAUUUGGAUACCCUACGUUCUGCGCUUCUCAAAUACUGUCAGAAGGUGAAGGGUCAGAGCGACAGUCUUGUCAAGAAUGAGCAGGCUAUGGUAGCAGAUGGAUUGCAGCCUCAUCAGAGCGACCUUGAUAAAGCUCUUGCCUCUCUAUCAUAG
Molecule: messenger RNA, 864 nt
Organism: Glarea lozoyensis ATCC 20868
Lineage: Eukaryota; Fungi; Ascomycota; Leotiomycetes; Helotiales; Helotiaceae
Exons: 1
Coding region: 1-864 (287 amino acids)
Source: RefSeq, a predicted model, not a curated record